This is a messenger RNA of Neurospora hispaniola, 516 nucleotides long. RefSeq lists its product as uncharacterized. The record is from RefSeq and is a predicted model, not a curated record. Lineage: Eukaryota; Fungi; Ascomycota; Sordariomycetes; Sordariales; Sordariaceae. The transcript is spliced from 4 exons. Bases 1 to 516 code for a protein of 171 amino acids.
AUGUCGUCCUCUAUGCAAAACCCCACCAAGGAGAUCAUUUCCAUGAUCGAGAGACUUGAUGGCCACCCCCAUGGCCUCCACGCCGACAAGCGAUUUGGAUACGCGGUCGGCUUGGUGGGUUGCGCUUUGCAAAAAGGCUACACCAAACACGGGCUCAAGCGCAUUAUUUGCGACUAUGAGGUCAGCCAACGACAGGAACUCGCCCUCGCCAAGAGUGACGUCCAGAUCAAAAAGAUCAGUCACAGGGAGCUCCUCUGUCGCGACGUGCUCGAUGUUAUCAUCGAGCUUGAAAACAACACCAAGCGCGACGAGCAGGCUAAGGCCGACAAUAUUGCCGCUUGGAACAAGGACGUUGUCGUCGCGAAUGGCUUUGCGGUCCACAACGACAUCCAGCCUGUCACCGACAAGAACCUUGUUGUCAACGAGGACAAUGUCGAUACCCUCGAUUUUGUUCACAUCACUGGAAGCGAUGUGGAGUGCUCAGAGGAGGAUGCUUCUGACUGGGAACUGGUUUGA